Molecule: messenger RNA, 3033 nt
Organism: Punica granatum (pomegranate)
Lineage: Eukaryota; Viridiplantae; Streptophyta; Magnoliopsida; Myrtales; Lythraceae
Source: RefSeq, a predicted model, not a curated record
AAGAGGAAACAGCUCUGUUUCCGACAGAAAAAGACCAUUGGAAAAUCAGGUGGACUCUUUAACAUCUUCUUCCUCCUCUCUCCCCACUCAAUCGAACCAAAAAGCGCCAACCACGACCGACGGAUCCGCCAUGGAACUGGAAGGAAGCUCUGAAGCUACGCGCAAACCAGCGUUCUUCCGCGUCCUCGCCUGACCCCGUCGCAGUCCCCCACCCGUUUGUAUAGCUGCAAGAUGAACGCAAAAGCAAAGAGGAGAAAUGCUGCGGAGAACGGGGAUGCAGGGGAGGACUCAGCCCUUGCGGCUUCAAUCAGCAAUGGCGAGGAUCUGGGCCCGAUUGUCAGGCUCGAGUUUGAGAUGGGGCGGCCUGAGGCGCUCCUCCAGCAGCUCAAGACUGUUGCAAAGAAGAAAGAGAUAGAAAUUGAGGAGCUAUGCAAGACGCACUAUGAGGAGUUCAUUCUUGCGGUUGAUGAGCUUCGGGGAGUCCUGGUUGAUGCCGAGGAACUGAAAGGUGAGCUUUCAAGGGACAACUUAAAGUUGCAAGAGGUCGGGACGGCUCUUCUCACGAAAGUAGAGGAACUCCUCGAAGCUUUUUCCAUAAGAAAGAAUGCGACGGAGGCUAUAAAGAUGUGCAAGAACUGCAUGGAGGUCCUUGAACUCUGCGCGAAGUUUAAUGAACAUAUCUCGAAGGGUCAGUUUUAUCCUGCUCUGAAAACUGUCAAUCUGAUUGAGAGGAAUCACUUGCAGAACAUUCCUGUCAAGACUCUGAGACAGGUUAUUGAGAAAAAAAUCCCAGUAAUAAGAAUGUAUAUCGAGAAGCAAGUGAAUAGUCAGGUCAACGAAUGGCUUGUGCACAUUAGGAGCUCAGCAAAAAGCAUCGGCCAAACUGCAAUUGGACUCACUGCUUCGUCCCGUCAGAGGGAUGAGGAGAUGCUGGAACGCCAGAGACAAGCUGAGGAAGAAAGCCUUGCUGGUUUUGGGGAUUUUGUCUAUUCCCUUGACGUGGAAGAAAUUGAUGAAGACUGUGUUCUGGAGUUCGAUCUCACGCCACUUUAUCGUGCGUAUCAUAUUCAUAAAUGUCUCGGAAUUCCUGAGCAGUUCCGUGACUACUACUAUAACAAUCGGAUGCUACAACUUGAUUCUGACUUGCAAGUAUCUUCGUCUCAGCCCUUUGUUGAAUCUCAUCAGUCGUAUUUUGCUCAAAUUGCGGGACAUUUUAUAGUCGACGACCGUGUCACGAGAACUGCUGGCGGGCUUUUAGUUGCUGAUCAGAUUGAGAUGAUGUGGGUCAGAGCUGUUGCUAAGAUGGUGUCGGCAUUGAAUGACCAAUUCUCACGUAUGGAUUCAACAACACAUCUUCUCCUCAUAAAGGACUAUGUUGCUCUUCUUGCAGCAACCCUUCGGCAGUAUGGCUAUGAAGUGGGGCCCCUCAUUGAGGCUCUCGAUAAUAGCCAGGACAAGUACCAUGGGCUUCUCCUUGAAGAGUGCCGGCAACAGAUUGUGAACAUUCUGGGCAGCGACACCUACAAGCAGAUGGUGAUCAAGAAGGACACUGAUUAUGAGAACAAUGUCCUCUUCUUUCACCUGCAGACCUCCGAUAUAGUGCCGGCAUUUCCAUACGUUGCCCCUUUCUCUGCAAUGGUGCCCGAGGCUUGUCGAACUGUCCGAUCAUUCAUCAAGAGCUCAGUUGAUUACUUAUCAUAUGGUGGGCAGACUAACUCCUAUGAAACUGUCAAGAAGUACUUGGACAAACUGUUGAUUGAUGUGCUGAACGAUUCUCUACUUAGCACAAUCCACCGCAGCGAUAUUGAUGGAUCUCAAGCGAUGCAGAUUGCAGCAAACAUAGCUUUUCUUGAGAGGGCUUGCGAUUUCUUUAUACGACAUGCUGCCCAGUUAUGUGGUAUCCCCACUGGAACGAUCGAGAGGCCUCAAGCUACUCUGACCGCAAAAGUUGUUCUCAGAACAUCACGAGAAGCUGCUUACCUAGCUCUGCUGAACUUCGUGAACUCUCAGCUUGAUGAGUUUAUGGCCUUGACUGAUAACAUCAGUUGGACCAUGGAGGAGGUGCCUGAGGGUGGGAAUGAGUACAUAAACGAGGUUCUUAUCUACCUUGACACUGUCUUGUCCGCCACUCAGCAGAUCUUCCCCUUGGACGCUCUGUACAAGCUUGGGAUUGGUGCCGUUGAGCACGUAUCAAACACUAUCGUGUCAGCUUUUCUCAGUGAUAGCGUUAAGAGGUUCAAUGUGAAUGCGGUGAUGGGAAUCAAUAACGAUCUGAAGGAGUUGGAGACUUUCGCGGAUGAGAGGUUUCACAGCACAGGAUUGAGCGAGAUAUACAGGGAUAGGAGCUUCCGGGAUUGCCUGAUCGAGGCUAGACAACUGAUAAACCUUCUCCUGAGCAGCCAGCCUGAGAAUUUCAUGAAUCCUGUUAUCCGGGAGAAGAAUUACAAUGCUCUAGAUUACAAGAAGGUGGCGAGUAUCUGCGAGAAGUUCAAGGAUUCCCCUGAUGGCAUCUUUGGGAGCCUCUCAAACAGAAACACGAAGCAGAACACCCGGAAGAAGUCCAUGGACGUGCUUAAGAAGAGACUCAAGGACUUCAACUAGAGAUUGUUCGAGCUUUCGUGGUCCGUAUGCUAACCUCAGUUUUUCGAUUUUCCGAGUCAUUCUGUUUUCCUUAUAGGUUAGAGGGGGUGAAUCUUUCAGUUCUUCGGCUGAUUAAUCAUGAUAAUUUUCCAUUUUAAAUCCUUGCAAUGAAUGUUCGGUGCGAGUCUUGAUGCUUCAGCUUCUUCCGGAAGUAAGUCAUUAGAACCAUUGCCUGUACGAAUACAGUUUAUCUGACCUGGCCGUGAAUAAAACCUAGGAAUAUUCCCCGAACUUAUCUUCCAGAGUUUUACCACCAUUAGGAAGAAGUCACGGAACAGGAGUCCGGAACCGUCCUAUGAGUGAAGGUUGUGAUCAUUAUUACCGGUUCUAGUUCCUUAUAAUUGUUGAUCUAUGAACUCAGCGUAUUUAUGGAAUCGUACAAGUCUUGCAAUG